This is a messenger RNA of Puma concolor (puma), 890 nucleotides long. NCBI's taxonomy places the organism in Eukaryota, Metazoa, Chordata, Mammalia, Carnivora, Felidae. The record is from RefSeq and is a predicted model, not a curated record.
AUGGACAGCCGGAUUCCUUAUGAUGACUACCCGGUGGUUUUCCUGCCUGCUUAUGAGAAUCCCCCGGCAUGGAUUCCUCCUCAUGAGAGGGUAUACCACCCAGACUACAACAAUGAGUUGACCCAGUUUCUUCCCCGAAUCGUCACACUGAAGAAGCCCCCUGGAGCUCAGUUGGGAUUUAAUAUCCGAGGAGGAAAGGCCUCCCAGCUAGGCAUCUUUAUCUCCAAGGUAAUUCCUGACUCUGAUGCACAUCGAGCAGGACUUCAGGAAGGGGACCAAGUCCUAGCUGUGAAUGAUGUGGAUUUCCAAGAUAUUGAGCACAGCAAGGCUGUUGAGAUCCUGAAGACAGCCCGCGAAAUCAGCAUGCGUGUCCGCUUCUUUCCUUACAAUUAUCAUCGCCAAAAAGAGAGGACUGUGCACUAGAGAGUUGCAGCCCAUAGCCCUCCACAUUGAAUCUUCUAGGAUAAGCUGACUAGGCCUCAGGGAAGCCUCUUGGGAAACUGUAGUCUUGGCCCCACCCUGGCAGAGCAGAGUGGGGAGGAUGGGGACACAAUGACGCCCUGCCCCAAACCAGCUAGCCAUCUGCAUUACCCAAACUGUAUUGCAGUUUUUGUUCCCUAGUGUUCCAGAUAAGCUUCAUUCCCUGAAAGAAGGAUGAUGAUACCUAGGUAUAGCCUGUGGAGAAUCCCGCUAGAAAAGGCAACUGACAUUUAUUGAAUACCAUGUGUGAGACAAUUAUGCAUAAGUCAUAUCGUUUUCAUUAGCAUAUAGAAACCAAAAGAAAAAAGAAUCUCGGGGGCCUUCCACCCCAUCUACCUGGCCAUCUCAUCCCAUCCUUGCACUACCAGUCUCAUACACUCUGGAGACUCCCUGGGACUGUUCCCCCUGCC